Messenger RNA from Schistocerca piceifrons (Central American locust), 3556 nucleotides. RefSeq names its product speckle targeted PIP5K1A-regulated poly(A) polymerase-like. Gene Ontology annotation, biological process: mitochondrial mRNA polyadenylation; mRNA 3'-end processing. NCBI's taxonomy places the organism in Eukaryota, Metazoa, Arthropoda, Insecta, Orthoptera, Acrididae. The transcript is spliced from 14 exons. Bases 333 to 3182 code for a protein of 949 amino acids. The record is from RefSeq and is a predicted model, not a curated record. Gene Ontology annotation, molecular function: poly(A) RNA polymerase activity; nucleic acid binding.
GGCACAGUUAACAUCUCUGACGUGGUGGCUCUUUGUGUUUUAAUAACAAAUGACAGUGCUUGUGUUUAUUGUUUAUAGCGGAAAACGAUUUGAUGUAGCUGUGUGGCAACAACAAACACUGCGUGUGGCAAGCUGUAAACAAUGGCCAUGAGUUCGAGAUAGACGCUACUGUUACCUUGUGGUGAAAGUUAUGCAGUGCACCUCCCUCCCCUUACACAUUGACAUAGUUUAUGUUCAGCAUAUCUACAGAACAAGGAGAUUGGUCUAUCAUCUUGUGUCACUUCACUGGUGCUGCCCUGUGAACCCCAGUUGCAAAUAAGGUGGAAGGGAAGAUGGAGAAAUGUGAAUGCUGUAAUAUAUUAGUGCCUGCAAAGGAGUUUACAAAGCAUCUGCAAGACAAACGCCAUCGGCUAAGGGAGAAGAGAUUUAAUGAAAUGAUACAGAAUAGUGUUUUCAUAAGCUGUCUCCCUGGAGGUGUAGACCAAGGAAUGUUGAUUGAGGCACUGAGUAGGUUUGGAAAGGUGCGAACUUGUUCUAUUUUCCAGAGAUCAAAUAAUGCAGUUGCUGAGUUUGAGCAAAGAGAGGCAGCGAGAAAGUGUCUUCAAGAACCAGUGUAUAUUGGUCAAACACUUCUUAAAAUGGCCCCUCGCAGGAAACCAAAGCCGAAAGCCGAUCCAGCUCCAGUCCCGGAUUCUGAUGUAGAUCCCACAGAACUUAUAUCUAUUCUUGAAGGGGCUCAUUCUAAUGGCGUAAGAGAUGUUGAUGCCUUAAUUGACUUGGCAGUCCAGACUGUGAGGUUACAGGAUCCCGAGCGAAACCGCAAGCUGCUUAUGCUGCAGAGAGAUCUUGAAGAAUGCAUCUCGGAAUUGGUUCCAGGCUGCCAAGCACACCAGUUUGGAUCUUCUGUCACGGGUGUUCCACUUAGAGGAUCUGAUACGGAUAUUGUGAUGAUUCUGCCAGAGAUUGCUGCCAGAAAUUUUGAUGGUCCCCAGAUAGUGAGACGUGUACGUAAACUUCUAUGGACCCGUCACCGAAAAUUUGGGUCCAUUGUUGCAAUUCCUGAAGCUCGCAUACCUAUAGUAAAAAUCAUCCAUAUACCAACUGGCAUUGCUUGUGAUAUUAGCUUCCAAGGACAAGGAUGUGUACUUAAGAGCAAGCAGUUGUCUCAUGUAUUAGACAUGGAUUUUAGAAUACGACCACUUAUUAUUUUCCUGAAGUAUUGGGCAAAAUGUCACAAUAUAAUAAGUUUAUCCAGGUUCUCGAGCUAUGCAGCUACACUGAUGGUGGUGUUUUUCUUGCAACAACUGCCAGAACCAAUACUUCCACCAAUUCAAAAGAUUCUUCAUCCAGAUCCUGGGAAUCCAUGUAUGACUACAAGGAAUACAGAUUCUUUGAGCAAACUUGUUGAAGAGUAUUUCAGAUAUUAUAGUGAAACUGAUUUAACAUAUCAAGUGAUAUGCCCAUGGGUUGGCCAUCUGGUACCAUGUGAAGCAUUUUCUGAAACAUUGAAGGUCACAAUUCCAGAUGAGGUCAAGCAUAUCAGAAAUUUAUUAUCCAUGCACAACAAUUCUCUUGAGAUUAAUACUCCUCUGGUAGUGCAAGACCCAUAUGAAAUGAACCGAAAUGUUACAGAGAGGGUGAAAGAUAAAGAUUUUACUUUCUUCAGACUCUGUUGUGGAGAAGCAGUUAAAAUCUUAAGGGAAGGAGCACCAGCAUUGCUUUUUAAGGAUUUGUGUGUCCCAAGGGAAGUGGAUGACAGUACAACUUUAAGUGCAGACCUUUUCCUAAAGCCAGAGUACCUUGGUGCAGUGGACAUUGCUGCUGAGUCAGCCAGACAAAUGCUAUUUGCACGUUGGACACAUGCUGUUGUUGCACUUGUUCCUGAAUUUUUAACUAGAUUUGUAAGGUUGAAGGUAGAACCAGUUGAUGAUACAAGGGGUCCAGUAUCUGUGGAGGAUUGUAUGAUUACUAAGUGUCUGCCACGUAGUUGGAAAUGUUCCGGCAAACCCGUACUGCACACGUGGAAUAUGCGCAAGAAGGCUGCCACAAAGCAUAAAUUAGAUCCCAAACUCCCUAUGAUGGAGCGAGAAACACUGAUUUCACAGCAUCUAGAACAAGAGCCAUCAGAAGUUGAAAAUGCAUCAUUCAUUGUCCGUAUUAUUGCUGGAAGCAAAAAGGAGUCUGUUCGCUGUUGCCUCAUAGCACACACAGCAGAUGCAGCUCUCUAUCAUAUCAUUGCCAGAAAGCUGCUUUCACUUAUUCCCCUGUGGUUAAAUACUGCCUUUGUAUCCAGAACUGCAUUGAAUUACAUUUCUGACUUCUCCUUGUCAACUAAUACAGAUGCAGGAAGUGCCUUGCCUGCUAAUGCAAAUGUAUGUGGUAAUACAGAAGAAUCAUCUGCUGCAGAGAUAGUUCUGGAAAAAGGAGCACCAGCAUUGCUUUUUAAGGAUUUGUGUGUCCCAAUGGAAGUGGAUGACAGUACAACUUUAAGUGCAGACCUUUUCCUAAAGCCAGAGUACCUUGGUGCAGUGGACAUUGCUGCUGAGUCAGCCAGACAAAUGCUAUUUGCACGUUGGACACAUGCUGUUGUUGCACUUGUUCCUGAAUUUUUAACUAGAUUUGUAAGGUUGAAGGUAGAACCAGUUGAUGAUACAAGGGGUCCAGUAUCUGUGGAGGAUUGUAUGAUUACUAAGUGUCUGCCACGUAGUUGGAAAUGUUCCGGCAAACCCGUACUGCACACGUGGAAUAUGCGCAAGAAGGCUGCCACAAAGCAUAAAUUAGAUCCCAAACUCCCUAUGAUGGAGCGAGAAACACUGAUUUCACAGCAUCUAGAACAAGAGCCAUCAGAAGUUGAAAAUGCAUCAUUCAUUGUCCGUAUUAUUGCUGGAAGCAAAAAGGAGUCUGUUCGCUGUUGCCUCAUAGCACACACAGCAGAUGCAGCUCUCUAUCAUAUCAUUGCCAGAAAGCUCCUUUCACUUAUUCCGCUGUGGUUAAAUACUGCCUUUGUAUCCAGAACUGCAUUGAAUUACAUUUCUGACUUCUCCUUGUCAACUAAUACAGAUGCAGGAAGUGCCUUGCCUGCUAAUGCAAAUGUAUGUGGUAAUACAGAAGAAUCAUCUGCUGCAGAGAUAGUUCUGGAAAAAGGUAACACAGACAAACAAGAUGAUGAUCUGUCCAGUUGAAGCAUUCCAUUCCAAGUGCUUCAUAGCUUUAACAGUGCGAUGAAAAUUGAAAGUUGGCAGUACUCUCCUCAUUGUUACCUCUCUUCCACAGUGAAAACUAAUUCUUUCUAAUCUUCAGCAUUGUGAACAAUUAAGUGGUGUUUUCCAUGCACAGGUGAGAUGAGUAACAUUGUGUCAUGAAUUUUACUCAGGACAUUAACGACACUGCAACCAUCGUAAGGAAUAAAUAAAAAAUUAAACUAGUCUGCAUCAAAACUGUUUCCUUUGGAAAUGCUGAAAUCCCUUUUGAAACACAGUCUACAUGUUUGUAAAUAAAUAUUUGACUGGAAGCUAUUUUUCACAAGUAUACACAAGCAAUUUGUGUAAUAUUGAAA